Cokeromyces recurvatus is the source of this 2866-nucleotide messenger RNA. RefSeq lists its product as uncharacterized. The record is from RefSeq and is a predicted model, not a curated record. Bases 144 to 2792 code for a protein of 882 amino acids. The transcript has 12 exons. NCBI's taxonomy places the organism in Eukaryota, Fungi, Mucoromycota, Mucoromycetes, Mucorales, Mucoraceae.
UUUUUUUUCCAGUAAAUUAUAGUCUUUUUAUCCAUAAUAUCAAUUCCCUUUCUUUUGUUUUUUGACAUAAUUAAUCAAAAAAAUAGAACAAAAUAAAAUAAAUAAUCACAAGCAUUACAAUAGAACAGCUUUCUUUUUAAACGAUGUCACAAGAACCUAAUUCGUUGGCUGAUUGCCAAUACAAUAGUCAUUCAAAUGUGACAGAGUCAAGCAAUAACUCUUUUGAAAAUGAAUUUACUAUAUUGAGAAAUGCUAUUCAAAAAGGCAAUUUUGAAAGAGCCAUUCAAAGCUUUGUGUUGCUUCAUUCAAACAGUAUUCAAAAUCCUACUUUUCAAGCUUAUUUAAUUCAACUUGCAGAAAAUAUUGAUCCAGCAAAAGAUAAUGAAGCUAGCAGUACGCGUUUAUUUUUUGCUUCAUUACCAUGCUUAUUACAAUCAAACAUUAUUGAUUUUGCAACAGAACGUUUAGAAGGAAAAGAAUCUAUGCGCGCUUUUAUGAUUUUAUUUGAUUAUAUUCAAGCAUAUCCUCGCCAUGCAUACAAAUACUUAAUUGGAGCUAUUAAUUUACUUAUUUUAUGUGCACAAGCGUUAAAAGGAGAUGAAAGACAAAAAUGUAUCAGUUUAUUAGUUACUGAAUUAUUUCCUCGUCUUUGCAAACAACGAUUGUUUCUUGUGAGAAAGGAUAAAGUUCCUUCUAUCAAGUCAACAGAAAGCAAACAUUUUAUUACCUUACCUUAUGACCUUUUUGAACAAUUUUUACUGCUUGGUCAAAGAUUUUAUAUUAAAAAGCACCAAUGGAAUGACGCAACAAAAUUCACUUGCUCAAUGUUAUCUGCUUGCGGAUAUUCAGGAUUAGAGCAAUUGGAUUCUGUCACACAUAUAACUCAGUUUGAAUAUUUAAGGGAGCAUCGAGAUAGUGUUCGAAUUGACGAUGAUAUAAAUGAAAAUGGAGACACACAUAUGCUACCAACUACAGAAGACCUGACUAUUAUUUCUACCUUAAUGUGUGAAUACAUGGCUGCAACUUCGCAAUUCGUUCGAUUUGGAUAUGAUUAUUAUCAAUAUGUGUGUGGUACUGAUAGUGCAUCUAAUAAUACUUUAGAAAAAUUUUGUUUAAUUCCUGUAUGUUCAUUUCAACCCACAAAUGGUUAUCCACAUCAACGAUUUGGACAAAAACGUGGACAAGACAAAAAUAAUAAUGAGGAGCGAACUACACUUGAUUUCUCAGAUGAUGUCAUUUCAACAGCAGGAAGUAAUAGUAAACGUCCAAGGCUUGAUAACAUAAAUAAUGACACUAAUAGCGAUAAUGAUGACGAUGAUGAAGUUGAUCGCUCCAAGGGCUUAGAUUCUUACUGCGUAAAAGGAGUGGAUGAUGCUUUACAAAUAUUAAGUAAAGCAGGAGAUUGUCUAAGGCAUAUUGUUGAAUUAUGGCAAUGGGCAUCCAAUAAAAUAUCUCAUAAACCCUUAAUUGAGCAAUUAGGUGGUUGGGAACAAGAAUUAUGUCGUGUUAUUGAUGGUUAUAAGUUACCUUUUGAUAUGCAUAAUGCAGUUUUACUUGUUAGAAGUGAUUUAGCUUUAUCAUCGCCCUCUGUUCCUGGAAAUCUUGCAAAAGCAUUAGAAUUGUCUCAAACUAUUUGUGAUCGUAUUGAAGUACAACGUAGACAAGAAAAAACUGAUUAUAGUCGAUCAUCUAUUGACAUGGAUAUACCAUUUAUGUUUGCUUUUCGUGUUUUAUAUAGUAUUGGUAUUAUUUAUUUACUCGUCGGGAGCCUUCAGCAAUCGACACUUGAAAUUGCAAUUAUUCUUUCUGUGUUUCCUAUACCAAAUGGGUUAGAUGAAUAUGAUUUUGUUACAGAUGAAACAGAUUGUCGCACGGUUGCCAAUAUAUUUCAUGGCAGAGAAUUUGGGCUGAUGAGAGUUACACAAGAGGGUUUAGUUGUACGGUGUAUUAAACAUUUAAUAGUGAGUCUUGAUAAUGAAUCUGAGCAACGUGUUGGUAUGGCUUCAAUUGAUUCGGCUCUUCGCUGGGAUGAAAAGGCGGGCAAUAUGAUCGUUUUGAUGCAAUAUGGUUGGCCUUAUUGGAGUAAUAGAACAAAUUUAUGGCACAAGAUUAUAAAGCGAAUUGGUGAUAAACGGGUAUUUAAAAAUCGAGAAUUUCUUGAAUAUCUUUAUGUUUCUGAUGUUUUACAAGCUAUUCGUCAUUUGCAUCUGGUGGGUUCGGUAACAAUGGAUAUUAUUCCACCUGAAUUUGCUUUACGUGGAAGCUAUAGACAUUUAAUCACUGCAGCUUCUGAAAAUAAUAAUAACAGUAACUCAACACCAUCAUCACCACGUCAAUCUCCCAAAAAUGAAGAUAAUGAAGGACUAGAUGAAGAUGAUUUGGAUAAGACUAAUAUAAAUAGAAAUCCUAAUAGUGUUCAAGUGUAUCAUCCCUCCUUUGCAAAUAGUAUUCUACCAAGUACAUCUAUGUCACCUUCUUGGUAUUCGGCGUCAACACAAAAGAAUUCAUUUGCUAAAUGGAUGUCACCUUCUUUCUAUUAUAGUCGGCCUGCUACCUCAGUCGUUUUACCUGGUGCAAAUCAUAACCAGAGUGAUGAUAAUCAAAAUAAUCCCAAUAACAUCAUAAAUCCUUCGGCAAGCCCUAAAGGCUCAUUUAUACCAAGAGAUAUCGUCACACGGUGUUUAGAAUAUAGAAUAAGGAGAUAUUCACCAAAGAUUACACCACAAAGAAUGAGACAUGUCCUUCAACGAUUCCUUAAAAACAUGGUUUUAAAGGCGAAUGAAGAGGUUUAAGAAAUUAUUUACCCUGCUUUGUUAUCAUUUUGUACAUAACAUAACAACACAAAGAAAAUAAAAAAAAAAAAAAA